Molecule: messenger RNA, 1263 nt
Organism: Rotaria sp. Silwood1
Lineage: Eukaryota; Metazoa; Rotifera; Eurotatoria; Philodinida; Philodinidae
Source: the annotation of a GenBank genome assembly
AUGUUAUUUGAAACUAAUCCUCCUCAUUUAAUCGAAGAAACUAUGUUUGAAGUUGCUUGUUUUGAGAGCAAUACAACAUUGAAUCCUUUUGUUAAGUUGAAUUAUACAAUGACGAAAAAGGGAAAGAUGAAAAAUCCAUGUGAACCAAGUUUAAUUAAAAAAUCUUCAUUAGAUGAUUUGACUGGCACAAUUAAUAAUACAUAUCAUCAAUAUUCAUUCAAUGCUAAAUGUAUCGAUUCUCAAGUAUUUAUUGAUUUAGUUAAUUGGAAUCUAUUAGAAAAUUUUUUUGCGAAUCUCUCUUAUGCUCCAUCAGGUUGGCAAGCAAAAAAUGGAUACUAUUAUAAUGAUAAAUUAACAACGACCACUACUACUACUACUACUUCGCCAACAUCUUUACCUGAUAGCACCAAGAAUAUAACUUCAUCCAACACUGGCGAAGUAACAAUAUUUUCAACGGUUAGUACUACAAUACCUACAACUUCUGUUACGGAAAUCGAUAGCACGAGAGAUAUAACUUCAUUCGGUAAUAGUGAUGUAACAACAUUGUCCACAAUUAGUACUUCAUUAUCAACUACUAUUUUGAUCGAGUUCGAUACUACAAUAUUAUCAAUCAGGAGUAAUAGUCCAACACUACUAGCCACGUCUAUUAUCAGGGACACUCCGACAUCAUCAAGUGAAAGUAGUACACCAAGUAUAACUACGUCUAUACAGAGUAGCGAAAUUGUAUCUUCAACUAUUACAACUACAAAUGCUGACCAUAUUUUGGAUACUACCUUCGAAACAAUAUCCACAACAUUUUUGGGAAGAAGUACAACAUCUUAUAUCAAUGUAAAAAAUAACAAAACAUCGAAAAAAAGCUCGAAAACAUCAAAAAAAUCGAAAACUAGUGCUUCAACAACAUCUGUAACACCUUUAAAUAGACUUCCUUCAAAUAAAAAAUCAUCAUCUCGUAACAAAUAUAUUAUAUUUCUCCUUUUUAUCAUUGGCAUUAUUGCACUGAUGUCAUUUCUUCUUUAUUAUUAUCAACACAAUCGAAAUAGUGAUAUUAAAUCAGUGUUAGAUCGUAAUGAUAGUGAUGAAUCGUAUGAUUCAGUGGCGACACAAUCUGAAAUGGAUUCAUCAAAUGAGUAUGAUAAAGAAACGAUGUCUACACAUGCUAUAUCAGAAUUAUCAAUACCUGUGAAACAGCAAGAACAAUCAAAGAAAUCUAGGAAACAGAACACUGGACGCAUUUUUAGUACGCUAGAUCCAGAUGCUCUUUAA